AUGUCUCUCCCCUUGCAGCGGUCCUUGCCCCGGACCGUCCUGCGAUCCUAUGGCACCGUCCAAGGUCCCCCAAGCACCGCAUCGCUUGCCAACCGGAUCCCUAAUGUCCUCGUCGAGGCUACCACUGCCAAUGCCCCCCGUACCAACUGGACCCGUGAUGAAGUCAGCCAAAUCUAUAACACACCCUUGAGCCAGCUCACCUAUGCCUCUCAAGCGGUCCACCGCCGCUUCCACGACCCAGCCGCCAUCCAAAUGUGCACCCUGAUGAACAUCAAAACCGGCGGCUGUUCCGAAGACUGCUCCUACUGCGCCCAAUCCUCAAAGCACAACACAGGCCUUAAAGCCACAAAAAUGAGCCCAGUAGACGAAGUCCUCGAAAAAGCCCGUAACGCCAAAGCCAACGGCUCCACCCGAUUCUGCAUGGGCGCCGCCUGGCGCGACAUGCGAGGCCGAAAAACCUCUUUAAAAAACGUAAAGGCCAUGGUCUCCGGAAUCCGCGACAUGAACAUGGAAGUCUGCGUAACACUCGGAAUGAUCGAUCAGCACCAAGCAAAAGAACUAAAAGAAGCAGGGCUCACAGCCUAUAACCAUAACCUCGAUACAUCCCGCGAGUUCUAUCCCACAAUCAUCACCACCCGCUCCUACGACGAGCGUCUAAAGACACUAGACCACGUCCGCGAUGCGGGUAUUAACGUUUGCUCUGGUGGAAUUCUGGGUCUUGGCGAGUCAGACGCUGAUCGUGUGGGAUUGCUUCAUACUGUUUCUUCAUUGCCUGCUCAUCCUGAGAGUUUUCCUGUUAAUGCGCUUGUUCCUAUUCCGGGCACACCCCUUGGAGAUAGGAAGAUGAUUCCGUUUGAUCGGGUAUUGAGAACUAUUGCCACGGCGAGAAUUGUGAUGCCGGGAACUAUUGUCCGUCUUGCUGCGGGAAGGAUUGCCAUGUCGGAGGAGCAGCAGGUUGCAUGCUUUCAGGCUGGUGCUAAUGCUGUUUUCACUGGGGAGAAGAUGCUGACUACUGAUUGUAGUGGGUGGGAUGAGGAUAAGGUCAUGUUUGAUCGAUGGGGUUAUUAUCCUAUGAAGAGCUUUGAGAAGCCUCUUCCCGGUGUUGGUGCCGAGAAGGCGACUGUGACCCCACCAUCUGCUGAGUCGGAGACUGCUGCGCCGGUCGCAGCUAGUGUUUAG
Molecule: messenger RNA, 1179 nt
Organism: Penicillium angulare
Lineage: Eukaryota; Fungi; Ascomycota; Eurotiomycetes; Eurotiales; Aspergillaceae
Product: biotin synthase
Exons: 2
Coding region: 1-1179 (392 amino acids)
Biological process (GO): biotin biosynthetic process
Cellular component (GO): mitochondrion
Molecular function (GO): 2 iron, 2 sulfur cluster binding; biotin synthase activity
Source: RefSeq, a predicted model, not a curated record